AUGUCACAGGUUCCUGCUUCCUCAGAGGAUGUCCCACCAACAACAGGUGAAACAGAGGUAAAGCCACCUCAGCUGAGCUCUGUUUGGACCAAAGUACCCCGGGGACACAACACGAAUGGAAGCCAAACAGCCAGCUCUGAUGAUGUGCCAGAGACUAACUCCAGACAGGAUCUGCUCACUAUCACAGCUCUGCACACAGCACAGCAGAGGAUUCCCCAGAAACCAGCUGGCAUCCACGCUCAGAGGCUCAUCCGUUGA
Xyrichtys novacula (pearly razorfish) is the source of this 258-nucleotide messenger RNA. NCBI's taxonomy places the organism in Eukaryota, Metazoa, Chordata, Actinopteri, Labriformes, Labridae. The record is from the annotation of a GenBank genome assembly.